Molecule: messenger RNA, 1644 nt
Organism: Anguilla rostrata (American eel)
Lineage: Eukaryota; Metazoa; Chordata; Actinopteri; Anguilliformes; Anguillidae
Gene: sdf2l1
Product: stromal cell-derived factor 2-like 1
Exons: 3
Coding region: 87-746 (219 amino acids)
Source: RefSeq, a predicted model, not a curated record
UUGCUAUCGUGUGUAUCUGCCCCCAAUUCGCACACUUCCUACAAAGCAAUUACUAAUGUGCUUAGAUAACCUGCCACUCGCGAACAAUGAAAUUUCUUCAGGAGAUUCACCUGCGCAUCUUUUUAAAAUUGUUUCUGCUGUUUUGUGUUUUACUGCAAGGUGAGAGUCGGGAAGCGGAGAGCGGUUUUGUCACCUGCGGUUCCCUGGUCAAACUGAUUAACACAAGGCACAACGUCAGGCUCCACUCACACGAUGUCAAAUACGGAUCAGGAAGCGGGCAGCAGUCGGUCACCGGAGUGGAGGCAGCGGACGACGCUAACAGCUACUGGCGCAUCCGGGGCAAGCCCAGCUCCGUGUGCCAGCGCGGGGUGCCCAUCCGCUGUGGGCAGGCCAUCCGCAUCACCCACAUGACCACCGGCCGAAACCUGCACUCCCACCACUUCACCUCGCCCCUGUCCAACAACCAGGAAGUGAGCGCGUUUGGGGAGAACGGUGAAGGGGAUGACCUGGACGUGUGGACGGUCCAGUGCAGCGGGACGUUCUGGGAGCGUGAGGAGGCGGUCCGGUUCAAACACAAAGGGACCGAGGUGUUCCUGAGCGUGACCGGGGAGCAGUUUGGCCAUCCCAUCCGGGGACAGAGGGAGGUGCACGGCAUGGCCAUCCCAAAUCACCACAACUACUGGCGUACCAUGGAGGGGGUGUUCAUCCAGCCCAGCUCCGAAAACCCCCGCCACGAUGAACUCUGACCCUCUGGGCUCUGCCUCUCCUCUCAGAAAAAGAUUUCCCCUGCUUUACUACGCAGGUGCACUCCUGGUUCCCUGAUUUCUGUCCGAUUGACCCUUUGAAGUGAUAAAUUUAGUAUUUUACAGGUGUAUUUAUUUUUCCGAUGUGUGGGCUUGAUUCUUUUUCUGUAUGCUGUUUUAGUUUUUUUUUUUUUUUGUCUUGUUUCUUUUUUGGCAUUUUGGGCACCAGAAGAUACAUUUCUGGAAUUUUUUUCACAACCAGGUAGCUUUUGGCAGAAGCGUCUGUGACUUUGUGGAUGUGGGGUUGGUGAAUGGAUUACAGGGCUGUGGUGAAGCUAACUUCUAAAUUCUGUUACAGGUGGUCUGGAACAUGACUGAAGUACAUAUAUAAAGCAUAAUUAUGUUAUGUAAUCAUCAGAGUGUCCAUUCUUGCAGCUUCCUGAACUAGAUUUGGGGGGGCGGUCGUAUUUUGUCAAAGCACUGCAGGUGAUAGCAUGCACUGUCAUAUCUGAACAAUGAGGCUGUUCUUUGCCAUGGAUACAGGCCAAAACUAUCACUAUCAAUGUGAACUAUCAAUGACAUUUUAGAAAAAUAGAAAUUUUGGCUUCGAACAAGAUUUGAUUAUUAUUUUGUGCCAAGAGGAACGUGACUUAACACACAUACACACACACGCGUCAUUGUUAGCACAGUAUGCUCAAGAGCAGGCAAGCCUCAUAGUUUUACCAUUACAACAGUCCCAAAGAUGAUCUGCUUGCCACUAAAAAUAACAGAAAAGCGAAGGGAAUGUAAAUAUGUGUGUGGAAAACCUUUUUAUUUCCAUGUCCAAUGUGCACUAAUAAAGUUUUCUGUUUUACGUCCACCUCAAAUGACCUGGUCUGAAUAAAACCGCACAUGAUUUUUA